AUGGCGAAAAGAUACACGCCAAUCCUGCCCGCACCGCCGGCAGCCCUCGAGACGCCCGCCGCCACCCAAACCGCGUCGGCCGAGACCGCCAUCGACAAGCUUACGGAGUCGGGUCCGCAGGCCCACAAACCCAAACGCUCCGUAGGACGCACAGCAUGUGUGGCGUGUAGGGUCAAGAAGUCAGCGUGCGACAGCAAGCGGCCAAAGUGUUCGUCUUGCGCGAAGAGAAAUCUUGAGUGUAUAUAUACCCUCCGGCUUCGAACGCUUCCGGAAGGCCAGGUCGAGGAGAUCGAGGCCCUGAGACAAGAGAAUGGGGAGCUUCGCAGACGCCUGAAAGACGUUACUCGGAUCCUCCGUAACCUUGAAAGCUCAGAAAGUUCAGACUCUCAGUCUCCUCUAAAGUCUCUAACAUCGCCGGUCUCCGAAAGACUCUUCGUUUCCGCAGGCAGCGACACGACAGACCCACGACAGACUGUCGUUCAAUAUGGCUCGACAAAGACAUUCUCCCAGCCGGCUCAAAACAGCCUCGAGUUUGAGUUGAUGAUCCGACAUCCCAUCGCCUACCCGUUCCUGUUGCCCGUCAACAUCUCAAGCCUUGAGAUCGAGAGUUUUCUGACGCGUCUGCGCGAUCCUUCGAACGAAAGCACUGAGGGCAAUCCCGAGAAGAAGAGUCCCGAACAUUUUCAAGUCUUUGACGAGGAUUCCAAGAGUCUAUCCGAACCCAAUGUUCCCGCAGCCGAGGAAGAAGAUAAAAGCUUCUCUCACAGCAAGGGGCCCAUUUACUGCGAUGACCGCCUAAACAAUAUCGAAAUAAGCCACUGGACCAGAAUAGUCAUACCCAACGAGCUUGCUGCUCAUGCUAUUUCGCUUUACUUGUUGACCGACCAUCCCAUAAUCGCUCUCUUUGAUGCCAAUCUUUUCCUGGAUGACCUCGUCCACGAGCGAACCAAGUUCUGCUCCCCAUUGCUGGUAAACGCAUUGCUCUGCUGGACAUUGCAAGCCUUCAGUUCGAUCAGGCCGGAAGCGGCACUUCUGAGCGUCUUGUUUUACAACGAGACUACCAGGCUAUACGAGGAGGAGAAACAGCGCAACCCUUUGGAAGGACAACCGUUGAUGACGAUCACUGCAACACAACUGUUGAGUCUUGCAUGCAUGUGCCAUGGCAAAGAGGAGGAGAGCAUGAAAUACUUGAAUGAAGGGAUUGCAAUGGGCAAGGAUAUCGGCCUCUUCGAUGUGAACCCGGCCAACUCUGCGAGGAACUGGCUCGAUGAUCAUAUUGACUGGAUCAAGGCGGCUUCCUAUGUUGCUUGGGGCACAUUCUGCUGGGUUACUUUUCUCGCUUUACCACGAUCAGUCUGUGCCGAAGCUAACUUCACGGUGGUGAUUUAUAGAUGUCGAUGUCUUAACUUCCAAUGUGGUCUGAUUCAACAACCGCCCACUCUACCCAUUCCAGGCACCCAGAUCAUACGGGAUUCCACACCAGUUCCGGAGCCCUUUGAACUUCCAUCUUUUAUGGGAAAGACUUUUACCUAUCUGUGUCGCUUCUGGCCCAUCGCGAAUGAAAUGAUCUGGAAGUACUACGAUGAAGACGAACUGGCUGCUUCAGCCGACCGAGCCUCCUUAGAGUUUGCAGAGAAGGAGUUUCUUGCGUUGCUGGACUGGAGCAACUCCCUUCCGCUCGAGAUGGUACGGGGCCCUCAGACACCACACCACGCUAUAAUAGCCCACAUAUACUUCCACGUCGUUGUUACUGAUCUCUUUCGGCCCUUCAAGCACCAGCUCCCCCACCGCACGCUGCAGCUGGCGAGCUUCACCGCCGAGAAGCGCACGACCGACACCGUCUACGACGCCUCGAUCAACCAGCUCAAGCACCUCGUGCUCGUGUACCGCACGCGCUUCCCCUCGGCGUCGUACACCAUGCUGUGGCAGUACUGCCUGCUCUACGUCGCCAACGCGACCCUGCAGCAGAAGGAGGACGACACCAGGGACUCGGAGUGGUGGUUCUGGUUCUUCCUCUGCAUCGCGGGGUACCAGAAGCUCUUCCCGUCGUUCCGCGUCGUCGAGAGCAUCGUGCAGGGCCUGCUGACCAUGGCCAUCUCCAAGGGCGCCCUGACGGCGGGCGAGGGCCGCGCCAUGAUGGGCCGGCUGCGCGGCGGCGGCCAGCACGCCGGGUUCGCGCACGCGGUCAAGGGCACGUUCAUGGUGGACCUGGGCAUGGCGUCGACGGACCCGCUGGCCGCGUGCGUCGACAGCCUGCCGGACAAGUUUGACGAGAUGAUGCUCUACGACGAGUACCUGGCCAAGGAGGCGAUGGAUCAAGUUGUAAACGACAAUACACUUGGCCUUCUUGUUUCUUUGGCCUCUUUUGGAGUAUCCCGGUGGAGUCGACUAAGUCAAGCUGAAGGUGGGCCGCCAGCUGUGAAUUCGUGUCGCAAGCACGGCGUGACUCAGCUGUACCCCAAGCACCAGCCCGGCACAGCAGCACCAGCGGCUUCGCAAAUACCGUUCAGGCAGAUACGCGCGCACCAGGAUGCCCAGACCAUCACCGUGUACCAGGCCUACAGCCGGGCCAUCGCGGACCCGGCCGUCGCAGCGCAGAAGCUGCACGCCUCGGACAAGUUCCGCCACACGCGCAUGACGUGGAUCAAGCCCAGCUGGGCGUGGAUGCUCUACCGCGCCGGCUAUUCCUACAAGGAUGCCGGGCAGGAGCGCAUACUGGCUCUCAAGAUGCGAAAAGAAGACUUCAUCAAGGUCCUGGAGAAGGGUGUUCUCACAUCGCAUGGCAGCUCUGCCCAGGAUGGAGAGCAGGACACGGAGCAGGCCGCCGAGGAGGAGGAUAUAAACGAGCGGGAGCAGGGAGAGAAGGCUGAAGCAGCAGCAAGUGAGACUGGGAGGAAGCGCAGAAGACAUCGCGACCCCGCGAAACCGAAGUCUCCGGACGUCAAGAUCCAGUGGGAUCCAGAAAGGACUGUGCGGCUGGAGAAGCUCGAGUACAGGAGCAUACAAAUCGGGAUUCCGGCAGCGAUCAGCCCGCAGUGGACGGAGGAGUGGAUUGUGAGCAUUGAAGACGUCACCGCCAGAGCGAGAGAGUUGAAGAGGGUACUUGAUGAGGAGCCUGAGGUGACUGACGCUGCACUACGCGAAAAGGGAUUGAUUCCUCACGAGACACCGUUUGAGCUGCCCGAGGAGUUGCAGAAGUCGUUAGGAAUGAUCGAUAAUGCGUAG
This is a messenger RNA of Thyridium curvatum, 3225 nucleotides long. RefSeq lists its product as uncharacterized. The record is from RefSeq and is a predicted model, not a curated record. The coding region runs from base 1 to 3225 and encodes 1074 amino acids. Gene Ontology annotation, biological process: regulation of DNA-templated transcription. Gene Ontology annotation, molecular function: zinc ion binding; DNA-binding transcription factor activity, RNA polymerase II-specific. Lineage: Eukaryota; Fungi; Ascomycota; Sordariomycetes; Thyridiales; Thyridiaceae. The transcript is spliced from 8 exons.